Molecule: messenger RNA, 4344 nt
Organism: Mercenaria mercenaria
Lineage: Eukaryota; Metazoa; Mollusca; Bivalvia; Venerida; Veneridae
Product: 4-galactosyl-N-acetylglucosaminide 3-alpha-L-fucosyltransferase 9-like
Exons: 2
Coding region: 1716-2951 (411 amino acids)
Cellular component (GO): membrane
Molecular function (GO): alpha-(1->3)-fucosyltransferase activity
Source: RefSeq, a predicted model, not a curated record
UGCCUUCCUUCCGUCCGGCGUCCGUCCUGCUCCUGUCCGUCCGUCCGUCGUCCGUCCACACUUUACUUCAAACAACAUCUCUGAAACCAACUGGUAGAAGUUGAUGAAACUUGGCCUGGAUGUUCCUUGGAUGAUCAACUUCAAAAACUGUUGAAAGACUUAAAUUCCACACAGAACUCUGGUUGCCAUGGCAACCGAAAGGAAAAACCUUAAAAAUCUUCUUGUCCAAAACCGCAAGGCGUAGAGCCUCGAUAUUUGGCAUGUGACAUCAUCUAAUAGUCUUCUAUGAAGAUUAUACAAAUUAUGCCCCUGGGGUGAAGAGAGACCCCAACCCGGGGUCCUAAGCUUUACAUAGAGUUAUAUAGGAAAAAAAAACAUUAGAAUUUUUCUUGAAUGAAAUUGCAAAGCCUAGGCUUUUGAUAUUUGGUACUGUGUUGCAUUGCCUAGUGGUCCACUACCAAAAUUGUUCAAAUUAUGUCCCGCGGGUGAAAAGAGGCCCUGCCCUGGGGGUCCCAAGUUUUACAUAGACUUAUCAUAAUGAUAGGAAAAAAAUAAAAAUCUUCUUGUCUGAAAGUUCCAGACCUAGGCCUUUGAUAUGUGGUAUGUAGCAUUGUUUAGUGGUUCUCUAACAAGAUUGUUCAAAUUAUGCCCCUGGGGUGAAAAGAGGCCCCGCCCCGGGGUACACUUGUAUAUGAGUUAUCUAGGAAAAAUACUUCAAAAAUUAUCUGAUCACAUUUCCUAGACUGUUUAAUUAUAAUUACCUAUUGAACCCAUGUAAUUAGGGGUCACUUGACUGUGACCUUGACCUACUUUUCGUUUUUGAAGUUAUUUGGACCGCCUGUAUAAUUUUUCAUACAGAUUUCAAUACUUUUGAAUAGUCUUUAUCGUGACCUACUGACCUAGUUUCUUGCUUUUGAAGAUACAGCAUGGAAAUUUGGACCAUGUGUAUAUCUUUUGAUACAGAUUUCAAUAUUCAUCUUUAAUAUUCGUAACUCGACCUACUGACCUACUUUCUUGUUUUUGAAGCUACAGCAAAGAGAUUUGGACCACCUGUAUAAUUUUUAACAUAUUUCAGUAAUUAUCUUGAAUAUUCUUUACCAUGACCAUCUCGCCUAGUUUUUUUGUUUUUGUUUUUGAAGCUUUAGCAAAGAUUUUUUUUCAAGCAAGCAAUUAAACUCAGGUGAGCGAUAUAGGGCCAUCAUGGCCCUCUUGUUUAAAGAUACUUCUUGUUUUUAUUACCUCAUUUUAAAUGUAAGUUAUAUUGGAAAUUAUUUUCUUUAUGUGACGAACUUUGCAGUAAACAGCUGUUUGUUGUCGCUUUUAUGUUUUAUUAGCGUUUUGCAGUUUAUAAGCAGUUUAGGAAAAUUGAAAGUUUUAAAUUGACUGUAAAUUGUUUUAGAUUGAACACUAUUAAGGAGAAGAUGUACUUCAAUUUGGAAAUAAUCAUGUUUUAGGAAAUGAUUUGUUUAUCUGUUUUGCAAAAAAAAAAAAAAUAAUAAUAAAAAAAAUGAUAUAGUGUGUUAUGUGUAUCAAGAUAACAUUCCUGUUGGGGAAAUUUAUUUCAUUAAAUAAAUACAGGACAUGAGGUUUUAUCGAUUGUAGCUCUUUAUGUUUCAAAACAAUUGUGCUGUUUUCUUGAUGUGUUUCACACGAAACCAGCGUCAUUUCACUGAUAAAAACGGGAAAAGGACCUUGAAGAAACUUUACAACAGGAUAUGUUACUAGCACUGAAACGUGCAAACGUCUGUGUGUGUUUUUCAUUAUCUGUGUGUUCGGUGGUGGCGGUGGUAUUGAUGGUCUACUUCCUCAACACGCAACUCGUUUUAACUACCGGUAAAAUUGACAUAGAAACAAGCCAUAGAAGAACGUUUUCAAAGGAUGUCGUGUCAAAAUCCAGCUCAGAGAAAAAACAAUCUAACAUGUUGUCACCACACAUAAAUCCAGUGUUUCAUAUUGACAUGUCUCGGACUAACCUCUUAAUUCUCUUUUGGGAUGCCCCGGACUGGUUUAAAAGAUGGACCUAUUUUGCAGGUACGAAUCAGUGUCGACACUACACGAACUGUGAGCAUUCUUUUGACCUCUCACUUUUAAAUGUGAGUCAGGCAGUAGUUUUUAAUUUGCCGCAUAGAGGAAUUAACAACAAACCGCCUGUGAACUUUAGAAAACCAAAUCAAGCUUGGGUGUUUUUCACGUUAGAAUCUCCUUUACACCUUAACUCUAUUUACAGAAGUGCAGAGUGGCAUAAUAUGUUUAACUGGUCUUGGUCGUAUCACCCAAAUGCGGAUAUAUUUCAUCCGUAUGGGGUUCUAGUGAAAAAACAGCAUCUGCAACACAGAAAUUACUCUACCAUUUUCAGAAAGAAAACAAAGACCGCCGCAUGGUUGGUAAGCAAUUGCAAUGCUCCAAGCAGAAGAAAUGACUAUGUAACGAUUUUAAAACGCUACAUUGAUGUGGAUGUAUUCGGCCGAUGUGGACAAGAGGCUCCUGAAAAUAUUGAAAGUGUUAUAAGUGAACAAUACAAGUUUUAUCUUGGUUUCGAAAAUUCUCUCUGUGAGAAUUACAUGACUGAAAAGGUAUUCCGUUACUACAAAUAUGAUGUUAUUACAGUUCUUAGAGGAAACACUAAGUAUCAGGAUUAUCUUCCAAGCGGUUCCUUCAUAGAUACAGCAAACUUUUCCUCUAUUGCAGCACUUGCUCAGUACAUGAAGGAUCUUGGAGAAAAUGAAGAGAAAUACGUCAGCUUUUUAAAAGUUAAAGACAAGUUUACAGUAUAUGAACGAGAAUUUCUUUACAAGGAUGCUUUAUGCAAUCUUUGUGAAAAAAUAAACAACAUGGAUCAGAAUAGACGGACCUACGACGAUAUAUUCAAAUGGCUAGGACAAUGCCAUAACGCUAGAGAUUUGACAGAAAAUUCUACUUUCGAUAUUUCAGAAAAUGUUGGAAUUCAUUGAGUUAACUGCAAUAACUGAAACUUAAAAUCAAAUAAGUUGUGUCUUUUUAUCAUUUUCCUGUGUGCAUCUUACCAACUUGAAAUGUUAGAAUAAACAUAUUCCAAACGAGCAUUAUUUCAGAGAUGUCAACUCUUUACUACAUUGUACCCUUGGGUUUCUAGAAUAAGGUUUAAUUGAAAAUUAUAGAUAAAAUAUAGGUAUCAAUUAAAAAUAAGAGGGUAAAGAUGGCCCUAGGUCGCUCAACUGAGAAACACAUCAUAACAGUGUAAACAUGUAGGCUUAUGACAAAAGGGAUUUCAUGGAGACAAAAAUUAUAACCAAUUCUCAUUAAGAUGGCAUCUUGAGUGUUAACAAGUAUUUUCUUUGAUUUGACCUAGUGACCAAGUUUUUUAACCCACGUCCCAUAUUUGUGCUUGUCCAAGAUUCCAUAAUAACAAACAUUCUGAAAGCUUCGGGCAGAUUGGAGCAAAAAGGUGGCCGUGUAUACAAGCUUUUCCUUUGAUUUGACAUAGUGACAUAGUUUUGGGCCCCACGUGACCCAGAUUCGAAAUAAUUCAAGACUUUAUGGUAAAAAAAAUUCUGAUCAAGUUUUAUGAAGAUAAAAGAAACCAGAGACAGUAGCAGAUGGUUACAUAAUAAGUGUGACAGCUGACAAACAGUUCAAACACUAAAUGUUUCUUCAGUAUUUUAAAAUUGGGUGGAAAAAAUCACACAGACAAUUGGAGCAUUAGGUGAUAGCAAUUUGGGAAACCUCUUUAUAAUGGUUACCGGUAUAUCAAAUAAUUCUAGUAUUAAAGUAUUAGUGUUAAACCUAAAACGAACUACCUGAAACAAACAUUUAGCUACAAAGCUGCACACAUAUGGAAUUCACUUCCUUCUUACAUUAAACUUCAUAAUAAUAAUAUAACUACUUUCAAGCAUAAUUUAAAGAAUUUUCUCUUGUUACAAUAGUUUUUAGCAAUUAAUUACUUGUAAUUACAAGAAUUUUGUUGAAUUGAUGUUACUAUAUUCUAUUCCAAUAAUAAUAAUAUUCAUACUAUCUUAUUAUUCAAAUCUGGAACUAUUUAUUAUCUUAUGGGACAGACUUUCUUUUUUGUAUGUAUCUUAAUUGUCAUGUAUAAUCAUUGUGACGCAUGGUAAUUAUUUUAAAACAUAGUUAUUGUUACAUUACGUUUAUUUAAGACUUCUUUAAUUUGAGACGUGUUUGUCGAGAAAAUUUAAGUAAUUCUGAAAUUGUAUUUUUGUAUAAAUGUUAAAUUAUAAAUUGACUGUAUGAUUGUGUGUAUGUGUGAAUGUAUAUCAGUUGAAGGCCAUACUGGAAAUAAGUUGUAAAAUAUCUGUAUUUGUACACUUAGUAUGUCACCUUCAGAAAAUAAAGCUAUUAUUAUUAUUA